Messenger RNA from Patella vulgata (common limpet), 5933 nucleotides. Its product is annotated as synapsin. Gene Ontology annotation, biological process: neurotransmitter secretion. The record is from RefSeq and is a predicted model, not a curated record. The annotation marks the transcript as partial. Gene Ontology annotation, cellular component: synaptic vesicle membrane; synaptic vesicle. Lineage: Eukaryota; Metazoa; Mollusca; Gastropoda; Patellidae. Gene Ontology annotation, molecular function: metal ion binding; ATP binding. The transcript is spliced from 12 exons.
CAGUGUUACUCUCCAAUUGCCAAAAUUUCCUUCUCAAACUUUAAAGAUAACUUCUCCUCAGGAGUCAAUUUCCUGAGGAGAAGGUUCAGUUCUGGUGACCUUCAGGGAGAACUACGAGAUGAGGAUAUUCUUAGUUCUAUUCCGUUAAAGAAAGGACCUUCCCCAAGUGCUCCCAGCUCGCCUUCAAAGACCCCUACUCCAGCCAAUUUGGCCCGAGGUUUUUUCUCUGCAGGAAAACCAGCAUACAAUAAAGAUAGAUGCAAAAUAUUAUUAGUUGUUGAUGAUCAUCACACAGAUUGGUCAAAGUAUUUUAGAGGCAAGAAAAUAUUUGGAGAUUGGGAUGUUAGAAUUGAACAGGCUGAAUUUAAUGAGAUAAACCUAGCUGCCUAUACAGAUUCAGGAACAAUGGUUGAUAUACAAGUUAAUAGGAAUGGUACUAGAGUAGUUCGGUCUUUUAAACCAGAUUUUCUUUUAAUACGACAGCAUGUAAAAGAUGCCCACGAGGAUUGGAAAAAUCUACUUUUAGGCUUUAAAUAUGGUGGAGUUCCGUGUAUUAAUUCUGUGAAUGCUAUGUAUAAUUUUUUAGACAAACCAUGGGUGUUUUCACAUCUUAUACAAAUUCAACAAAAAGUGGGAGCAACAAAUUUCCCACUGAUAGAGCAGGCGUAUUAUCCCAACCACAAGGAAAUGCUCAUCACUCCUAAAUUUCCAGUUGUUGUCAAGAUUGGUCAUGCUCAUUCUGGACUAGGAAAGGUUAGAAUAAACAACCAUUAUGAUUUUCAAGACGUGGCCGGUGUAGUGGCCGUUAGUCGAUGCUAUUCUACAACUGAACCUUUUAUAGAAGCUAAAUAUGAUCUUCAGGUUCAAAAGAUUGGUCAUGUUUACAAAGCCUUCAUGAGAAAAUCUAUAUCUGGUAAUUGGAAAGCCAAUACAGGUUCAGCUAUGUUAGAACAGAUAGCAGUCACUGAAAGAUUUAAAUUAUGGGUAGAUGAAUGUUGUCAGUUAUUUGGUGGAUUAGAUAUGGUGGCUGUAGAAGCUAUACAGGGUAAAGAUGGAAAGGAGUACAUAAUAGAGGUCAAUGGAUCAUCAAUGAACUUAUUAGGAGAAACACAAGAAGAAGAUCGACGACAAAUAUCUGAAUUAGUUCUACAAAAAAUGCAACAACAAUGUCGACCAACACCAACUAUGAGUAGAACAAUGAGUUCUGGUGGUGUAUCACAUCAUGCUACCAAUGGUAAUCAGAUGCCAGUUAAUCAACCAACACAUCCACAACAACAACAACCUCAUAAUCAACAACAUCAGUCUAGGCAGCAAGAUGGUCCAAAUGCUAACUAUGGACCAGGGGGUCGCCAAAUGCCACAAGGUGGUCCACCACAUCCCCACCACCCUGGCUCUCAUGGUGGUGAAGAAGAGGACACCAUGCAGAAUCUACGCAAGACUUUUGCUGGAAUAUUUGGAGAUAUGUGAUUAUAGAAAAAUUAGCUGUAAUUACUAAAUUAUAUUACAAGCCCUGGCUAGCUAAAACCUAGAUAAUAUGAUAUACAUUAUACUGUAUAUUUUAGCUAAAUGAGUGACUUAAUAUUGCUCAAUAAAGUACUAAUAUUUAUAAGCUAGUGCUCACAUUAUGUAGAUUGUAGAAUAAAGUAUAGACUUAUAGAAUUAAUGGUUUAGAAGACUGAUAUGUGCUAUUAAUAACCAUUAAUCAAGUAUCAUUAUAUAAGAUUUAUCAACUUAUUUCAUUCUAUUUUAAUCAAACAUUGUUCAAAAGAUGCCAUAUGUAUGUGGUUUGGGUUGUUUGUUUUUUUUAAAAAUAGGUACCAUACUUAAAGUUUCAUUAUUUGUUCCUAGUUGUUAUUUAGUCCUCUCUUAGGAUGUUUUUAAAGUUUUAUAAUCAAAAUAUAUAUAAUUUUACAUGUUGUAAAUAUUAGCUCAUUACAUAAAUAGGAUAAGCAACUAAAAGAAUUGAGAAGGAUCAGGAGUGAAUUAAGUUUUAGAUCAGUAGAUGAAUUCAGGUUAAGAUUAGUAGAUGAAGUAGUUUUUAGAUUACAUUUGAUGUACCAAUUUCAAAUAAUAAGACCACUGUUGGCCCCCCAGUCAUGGUAGUGUCUGAUGGUUCACAUCAUCAGUAGAACAAGUAUGUCAUCCAGUGAUUACAUGGAACUCUAUGGCUUCUAGCUCAUUUAAAUCUCAAAUGCUUCAAAUCAGUACCAUAUAUUCCAUAACAAUUUCAGGCAAAAAAGGUGUUGCUAUUCUUACCUUGUAUUCUCAUUCCAAUAAACUCUAUUUAUGCAGUUUCUUUAGUGGCUGUUAGAGCAGAAAAUAUAACAUUUGAAAUUCACAUACUACUCAAUAUUACAAAUAUAAAAUGUAUGGUAAUUAUUUGAACAAAGUAAUUUUCUUGGCUCAAGAUAUAUGCAAAUUUGCUUUUACUUAAAGAUACAUUAUGAGAGAUUAGAUAGAGCUGGCAGUUCUCACUAUAAUAGUUAAAAACUAGAUAAUGUAAAGGGAAUUUGCUGAAAAUUUCAGUCAAAUUGAUCAUCAUUACUAAAGUCGAUACGAUAAAAAACCAAAAGUCUCGGCUAUUCAUUUCAUGAUUAAAUCAUGAAUGAAAGUUGAGCAGCAAAUCAGAUCCUAAUCCAGUAAAUAUCGCAGGCUAGCGAUGACAUCGAGAGUUGAUUAUAGUCUGGAUAUGUUAAUUAAUGUCUAUUUAAUAAUUUAGAUAAUAUUUCAGGCCUAAAGAAAAACAUGAAAUAGGCAGAUUUCGCUCUUGCAUAGCAUUAUGUAUGUUUAAGCAAACAAAUAACCAAAUACAAAAAGAACCAAAUAUAGCAUUGGCUGCUAUGUGCCAGACACUGGAGUGUUGUGGUACCACAUUGUUAUUUAUUAUUGAUUAUGAUGGAAGAUGAUCCCGGACAUUAAAUAUAUGAAAUGGUUUGUGUUGUGUGACAAACUUAUAAAAAUGUCCACUAGAUUAUAAAAACAACCCAAUCCAUAUAUUUUCAUAUCUAGAGUUAUCUUUAUUGGUAAUUAAUAUUAUCCUCAUGGAUAAAUGAAAUACGGUUUAACUACUACUUUUGUGCACCAUUGGGACUAAUGAAAAUAGCUAGAUGAAGACCAUAAGCUGAUGGUUAUAUAUGUGUAUUUAUAGAAAUUAUAUCUUGUAGGAUUGAUCUCAACAAGUGAAUUUUUAUUUUUUGUUGUAUAGCAAAACCGUGGGAAUAGUCAGUGAAUUAUUAAAAUGAUUGUGAUGAAAACUAAAUUCUAGUCAUAUAACAUUCCUCGGACACAUACAGUAUAUUAUCUUGUGUCAAUUUUUAUCUUCAGUCAUUUUUUAUAAAGAGUAUUAUAUUGUCUUUUAAUUAGUCAAUGUAAGCAGUUUCAAAAAUAAGGUUCCAUUUACGUUAGGUUUACGUUUUUCAUAAUUUUACAAAAAAGAACAACAAAACAAUCUGAUAAAAUCUUUAAUGGUAUUGGAUGCAUCCAUUAUAACACUGCCAGUGACAUAACCUCGAGAGAUGGUCCAAAACUUAAUCUGCCUCUUUCGACUGGGCACUUCUUCACCUUACUGUGAUUGUGCUACUGAAUACUGCUGAAUUGCUACCUGAUGUUAGUUCAUUCUACUUCUAUUAACAAUGGUUUUAAUCUAACAAUAAAUUUAUUUUAUAUGGCUUAGAUUAUUAUUGUCACAUCUAUCUGUGUGGUGUAUGAGGUAGGUUGUUAAUUUUUUUCAUGUUUAUGUCAUGUUUCUGUGUAAUAUGAAUCAUUAUUUAAUGUACUAUGUACAGUUAGUUUUUAUUAUUAUUUUUUAUAUUAUUUAAUAUUAAAAACAUAUCAUUCCAUUUUUAUUUUAAUGUAUUGUUUGUUAACUCUUGAAAUUCCAUUUGUACCCAAAAUAAGUUUACAUUAUGCCUAUAUGUAAAACUGUUAUUAUUUAAUGAUUUAAUUAUAUAUAGUCCUACUUCAUUAUGUAUAAUUCAUUAAUCAUUAGUUUCACGAAUUUGUUUAUUAUUUAAUCAAGAACAAAUUUGAAGUUAGUUUGACUAUGAAGUGUGUACCUAUAAUAUAGUGUGUUGUAAAAACUGUGAUCUGUUCAAAUUCGUUAAGUUUCUGUUGAAGUUCAUUAAAUUGAAAGUUAAUACAGAAAUUAAAGAUUACAUUAUCCAAGAUUUAUAGAAGAUUUGAUCAUUUGGGUGAUUAAAUGAACAGUAAGCCUAAAAGUUGUGAUCUUAGGUAAAAUCCAAUUAACCAUAUGAGAAGAGAGGUUCUAAUAUUUCACAGAUACAAUAAUAAUUUAUAUACCUUUGGUUAGUAUAACAAUAUCUUUAAAUCAAUAAUAAUAAUAAUUGAUGUCCAGCUUUCUGUCCAAAGGAAGGAUGUAAGCUGGAGCAUCAACGAAGGCAAAAACGUUGACUAGCUGUCCAAAUAAUGAUGUAAUAUGUUGAUCUAGGCUUGUUUUUAGUAUUGGGUAUACUUUCUCUGCAGACCAUAUUGUUCAGGUCUGCUCCAAAUAUCGAGAGAGAAUAAAAUCUACCCUCUCUCAAAUUGUAUAGAUUAAAAACUGGUAGUAUCCUUUGGGCAAAUAUUAGGCGAGUGAAUAAGCUAUAAGUCAAUGUAUUUUAGCCAAUUCAGCAAAUGACACCAGUGUCAAUUUGCAAUAAAACUUAAAUUAUGGGGUUUAGCAAGAUUACCAAGAAGACACUUCUCAUAACCAAAUAUAUAGGUGGCACAAGCUCCUUCUUAUGGCUGUUUACAAAAAUGCAGGUACGGGUUUUCUGUAUAGUGACUAUAUAAUCGCCCCCCAAUAAUGUUUUUACUCUUAAAAGAAGAAGCUCAUUCACUUAAGAUAUAUUCCACUAAAACUAGUACUGUUACUUUCAGUUUGACACAGAGUAUUACCGAAGUCUACCCAACCAAUACUAACCUGUGCGUAUAUUUGAAUGAAUUGGCCAACGAAAACGGACCAAAUAACAUGUAAAUAUAUUGAUAAAUUGGCACAUCUUCACCUGUGACUGUAAUUACCAAUUAGUUCUUAAAAUAAUAGUUUCCAGAAUAUAACUAGAUGAUGUUGUUGUACCGUGAUACACUGAGCUACAGAGCUAAAGGUGCAUAUAUUUAUGUUUAAUUUAUAUAAUGUACAUAUUCUAUCAUAAAUAAUCUAUAACUUAUACGUUUUGUUAAUGUUUUUAUAGUAUACUGUACUACACUUGGUUGUGCUUAAGUUUUAUUGUUUUUUGUGAUAUAUUUGUUAUGUAUUAAGACGAUGGUCAAGAACACAUAGUUUUAAAUUAAGAUCUACUCUGUUUUUCGGCGGUUUACUCCACUUUAUAUGUAAUCUAUAAGAAGGGCAAUCCGAAAAGAACAAAUAAGUUUAAUUAGAUGGACCACCUGAAGGUCUAUUAUGACAAACCUCAAAAUGUUGUCCAACUCAGACAUGUAAUUUUAUUUACAUUAUUAUCAAGCCAAAUUUAUUCCAAAUACUCAUUUUGUCGUAGGAUUAAAUACUAAAAGGUGUUAAUCAAACUAUAAUAGGUUUUUGUUUGGGGAUGCUCACUGCCCAUAGCCGUAACUCUGGACCUAAAAAAUGGAGUAUUGAAAUGAAAUGAAAUGGGGUUUAACGUCCUACUAAGAAAUGGGAGUAAUGGCUAGGUUUAAAAAUAUUAUAUGCGAAGAUAGCUAUAGACUAUUACAAGCGUUUUGUCUAAUUAAACGGUAUUAUUAAACCAACAUUUUCAAUACUUUGAAUUUUAACCGAAUGUUAAUCAAUAAUUAUAAAAAUAUUUCUCAUUGUUUGUUUUUUUUACGUCUAAAAUGUUAUGCAAGAAUUCUACUGUAUUAUGUCGGUAUUAAACCACACCUAAAAAUUAAUAUGUAAAAGCUUUUUAACUGUUGAUAAUAGCAUUAGAAAACAAAUCAAUAAAAGCUGAGUUUUUUUC